AUGUCUCAGCUGCAGCAGCAAAAGCGCGUCGAAGCGGCCGCGCAGCUCAAGCAGGCGGAGAAAGCCCUGACCAGGCGCUCGUUCUUCCGCGGCUCGCCCGACUACCUCUCGGCUGCGCCGCUGCUGGACAAAGCGGGGGAACUCUUUCGACUCGGCAGUGACUGGGAAGCCAGUAAAGACGCGUUUCGGCGCUUUGCAGACGCGCAACAGCACAACCAAGUGCCGUUUCGGCUGCUCAGGCGUGGGAAAAUGUAG
Molecule: messenger RNA, 255 nt
Organism: Peronospora matthiolae
Lineage: Eukaryota; Oomycota; Peronosporomycetes; Peronosporales; Peronosporaceae
Source: the annotation of a GenBank genome assembly